Oncorhynchus keta (chum salmon) is the source of this 2860-nucleotide messenger RNA. Its product is annotated as cadherin-related family member 5-like. Bases 275 to 2860 code for a protein of 861 amino acids. Gene Ontology annotation, biological process: cell-cell junction assembly; homophilic cell-cell adhesion; cell morphogenesis. Gene Ontology annotation, molecular function: calcium ion binding; cadherin binding. The record is from RefSeq and is a predicted model, not a curated record. Lineage: Eukaryota; Metazoa; Chordata; Actinopteri; Salmoniformes; Salmonidae. Gene Ontology annotation, cellular component: membrane; adherens junction; catenin complex. The transcript is spliced from 14 exons.
CCCUUGCCUCCACUGUGACUAGAUCAUCAAUAGGCUUAAUCAGCCACAUCUUUAUAUCCACACCACAACCCGGACCUGUAAUGCCUGAUGGAAACCAUAUUCAACCACCAGGGAUCCCAGAGGUGUGUGUGGAGGAAGUCAAAAGGGACAGUAAGGCCAGGGGUUGUGGUGUGAGAGGCUGGGACUGGGCCCGGAGCAUGGAGCUGUGCUAAGGAAGGUUCUAGAUCCAAGGCUAGGGGCUGUGAUUAAGACCUAGUAUUGGAUUGAGGCUGUAAUGAUGCAGCCACAGAGGCCUUGUCUGUCCAGGUGGAGGGUCCUGCUCUGGUCCACACUACUCCUCCUCAGUCCCCUCAGAGUCACAGGGCAUCCCUAUACAAUUGUAGAAGAUGGCUUGCCUUGGGAGGCCGGGAGUGGUGACCAAACUGUGAGACGAGAAAAUUGGAACCCAUGUCUGGGGGGCCAGGAUGUGUUUUCCACGGUUAGAGAGAACAGCAUGAUGGGAGAACUUAUCAUUGAGCUUAACACAGAGCUGACAGCCAAUGAUGUUGUCUGGAACCUGACUGGGGAGGAUUCUGAUUGGUUCUUCCUGGAAGGGCGGAGCAUCAGACUCAAGGCCCCAUUGGACAGAGUUCUGGACCGGGAGGUUCAGGGCCCAGUCCUGAUGGCAGCGUUGACCUGCUUUGAGGAGGACAUUGUGCAGAGUGAGUACAGGAUCGUGGUGGAGAUUCUAAAUGAGAAUGAUAACACUCCUGAGUUUGUGGAGAGCACCAUUCAGCCUCGCAGCAUCAGUGAGCUGGCUGAGGUGAAUACAGUGGUGUUUACAGUCCAGGCCACAGAUGCAGAUGAUGACACCAUCAUGUACUCCAUCGACCAGACCUCGCCUGAUUCUGCAUACUUCAGAGUGGAUCUCCCUAACAGUGGAGAGGUGAUACUGGCCAAGCCUCUGGACUACGAGACCAAAACACAACUAGAGAUUACCAUAUCCGCUUUGGAGAUUAACACUGCAGAGAAGUUCAACACCAGUGCCAUCCUGAUCGUGAAUAUCUUGGACAGAGACGACCAGUACCCACAUUUCCUGCCGUGCACGCCCAUCUCCAACAACCAAUCAAAUCGUGUCUGCACCAAUCCCAUCUACAUGGUUAACAUCACAGAAGGAGAACAGGACAUUCUUCUGGACUUCUCUCCCGGGCCAAUCAAUGCUGUGGAUGGAGACAGAGGCCUCAGCACACCUCUCAGCUACAGCAUCCUGUCAGGGGCUGAUAGCGGGCAUUUCGUGAUGGAUGAGCUGACAGGGGAGGUGCGUCUGACAAGAGGAGUAGAGAACAGACUACAGACACCCACACUACACCUCCAAGUCAUGGCAUACCAGAGGAAUGACCCUAGGAAGUACUCAGUUGCCACAGUGGUGGUCCGUGUUGUUGCUGUCAACCACUUUCCUCCUCAGUUCAGUUGGCCUGAAUACCAUGGCUUUGUCAUCGAAGGCGACAGCCCUGCCUCACUGGUCAACACUUACGGCAACACUGUGCUGCUGAUACAGACACAGGACAAGGACUUCUCUGAUGUAUGCACACACGCACACACACACACAUACACACAGCUAUACAUGCAUAAUAUAAUAUUCUGUAACUUCAACUCUCUCUUCUCUCAAUCGGUAGUGGCUGUGGAUUUGGAGUCAGGUGAAAUGGACACGGCUCUCAUAAAGGUGGAGGUGCUGUUUGAAGGACAAACAGCUAUACCCUCAACGACCUACAUCCAGCCUAUACUACUCCUACAGACCCCAGUCAUUGCCCUGCUUCACCCAACUCCUCCCAUACACCUGCUACAACCACCACACCUGAACUACUCACAACAUCCACUCAACCCUUGGACAACUCCCAUGCCAGUACUGGAUGAGGUGAAAUUUAAAAAAGAGGGUCUGAGCAGCUCCACCUCCAAGCUACUGGGCAGUCAGAGCAUCUACAGUCCUGCAGACUUCAACUCUUCUCCACUCAAUGUUUUACCUAUAGCUAUACCCUCAACGACCUACAUCCAGCCUAUACUACCCAGCACCACUCCUACAGACCCCAGUCAUUGCCCUGCUUCACCCAACUCCUCCCAUACACCUGCUACAACCACCACACCUGAACUACUCACAACAUCCACUCAACCCUUGGACAACUCUAGCUUUAACACACCCACACUCCCCACACCUACCCCGAAUCUGAUGGAUGAACCUUUAUCUACAGACAGAUUUUCACAUACACACCCCUUCCCUAUUGCAGAAGAGGUAGGUACACCCACUCAGGUAGAAGAGACUCCUAAAGACACCCACCCACCUACCUCACCUACCCAACAGCAGGUACACACACCUUUACCUCCUCCCAUUCUUAUCAACUCACCCCCCCAUGCCACCCCACCUUCUACCUCAAUUACCACACCUCUCCCUCUUUCACCUGCUGCAGACCCAAUACACACUCCAGAGUGUACAGGAGAUACUCACACACCUUUACUUACUCCAGAGCAGGACAGCGUUGGGACACCCCCACCUAAACCCACUACAGGGCAGGCACACAUACCUGUACUGACCACGCCCACCCCAGAGCAGGUAGGACCACCAGGGUACCCUGAGAAGUGCAAACUCUCCACACACAGCCCUGAGACAGCCUCCAUUUGGGAUGAUGACUGCUUCCUGGGGGAUGAGGAGGCCAUCAGGACCAGUGAUGAUGAUGAGGAUGAAGAGCUGGUGAGACUCUGUUUUCGAGUACAGCCCACAUUCCUGAUAACAGACUAUGACAAUGACAUCACUACUGAGAUCCCCCCUAGCAGUGGAGAGGACGAGGGGACUGAGAAUGGCGAAGGAGUGGAGAGAGCGAUGGAAUAG